CUUCCGCAGACUAUUUUCUACGUUGCUUGUUGCUAACUUCAAGACAGUGAGUAAGCGAGCUUGACGACCACGAAUACUAAACGCGAAUGUCCAUCGUCUGAAGACUAAAUUUCAUUGUCUCGUUGAAACGCAAAGCAAAAUUCUGGCAAAAUUGUGCGCGUUCGUGCCCGAUGUCUAGUGCUGAAGUCGCCGAUAAUUCCGUUGACCCCCCGGCGAAAAAGCGGAAGCUAAACACAGGAGAAUCCCGUUCCAAUUCCUCUGCAAUGGCGAACAAUGGAACGCGUGUGGAAGAUGAAAUCGACGAGAGCUUGUAUUCGCGACAGUUGUACGUGCUGGGACACGAUGCUAUGCGGCGGAUGGCCAACUCGGACGUGUUGGUGUCAGGGCUCGGUGGUCUCGGUGUUGAGGUUGCUAAAAACGUGAUAUUGGGUGGUGUGAAGUCGGUCACUUUACAUGAUGAGCGGACGUGCACAGUCGCCGACCUGUCCUCUCAGUUUUACUUGUCCGAGAAAACCAUUGGGCAGAAUCGUGCUCUGGCGUCCUGCGAGCAGUUAUCAGAACUGAAUCACUAUGUGCCCACUACCGCCCACACGGGGCCUCUGACUGAGGAGUUCCUCAGUAAAUUUAGUGUUGUGGUGCUGACGGGGGCGUCGCAGGCAGAGCAGGAGCGCGUGGCGGCCAUUACGCACGCCAAAAAUAUUGCCUUGAUCAUUGCAGACACAAGAGGUCUGUUCUCUCAAGUGUUCUGCGAUUUUGGCCCCGAGUUCUCGGUGGUUGACGUAACAGGCGAGAACCCAGUUUCUGCUAUGGUGGCGGACAUUACACACGAGUAUGAAGCAGUAGUCACAUGCCUGGAUGACACUCGUCAUGGUCUUGAGGAUGGAGACUAUGUCACGUUUAGUGAGAUCCAAGGGAUGACUGAACUGAAUGGUUGUGAGGCGAGAAAGAUAAAAGUUCUCGGCCCAUACACCUUCAGUAUCGGUGAUACAACCAGCUUCUCCAAGUACGAAAGAGGUGGUAUCGUUACACAAGUCAAGAUGCCCAAAAAACUCCACUUCAAACCUCUGAAAGAAUCCUUCAAGAGCCCAGAGUUUGUGAUCACCGACUUUGGAAAGUUUGAUUACCCCCAACAGCUGCAUGUGGCAUUUGCAGCUCUCCAUAAGUACCAGGAGAGUGAAGGUGGUCUCCCGAAGCCCUGGAAUAGUGCUGAUGCAGCCAAGUUUCUUAAUUAUGCAAAAUCUAUAUUAACAGACCAGGAAAUCUUCAAGGAUGGUGAAAUAGAAUUGAAUACAGAUCUCUUGGAAACUUUCAGUAAGGUUUCAUCCGGGGAUUUGAAUCCAAUGAACGCAGCAAUCGGUGGUGUGGUGGCCCAGGAGGUGAUGAAGGCCUGCUCCGGCAAGUUCCAUCCCAUCGUCCAGUGGCUGUACCUGGAUGCCAUUGAGUGCCUUCCCAAGGAUAGAUCAGGACUGACCGAAGAAUCCUGCAAGCCCAUAGGAUCAAGAUAUGAUGGUCAGGUUGCAGUUUUCGGACGAGAUUUUCAGAAGAAGAUUGGGGAACUGAAGUACUUUAUUGUUGGCGCUGGUGCAAUCGGCUGCGAGCUGCUAAAGAACUUCGCAAUGAUUGGAGUGGGCGCUGACGGUGGGGCCAUCACGGUCACCGACAUGGACCUCAUCGAGAAGUCCAACCUCAACCGGCAGUUCCUGUUCAGGCCCUAUGACGUGCAGAAACCGAAAUCCAGCACUGCUGCUAAGGCAAUCAAACAAAUGAAUCCAUCGGUGAACGUGAUCGCUCAAGAGAACCGAGUGUGUCCGGAGACGGAGUCAGUGUAUGAUGACCAGUUCUUCGAGGCACUGGACGGCGUCGCUAACGCGCUGGAUAAUGUCGACGCUCGAAUUUACAUGGACCGCCGGUGUGUGUACUACAGGAAACCACUGCUGGAGAGCGGCACCCUAGGCACCAAGGGUAACACGCAGGUCGUAGUACCCUUCCUGACAGAGUCGUACAGUUCAUCCCAGGAUCCGCCCGAGAAGAGCAUCCCCAUUUGCACCCUGAAGAACUUCCCGAACGCGAUCGAGCACACGCUGCAGUGGGCGCGCGACGAGUUCGAGGGUCUGUUCCGGCAGGCGGCGGAGCACGCUGCGCAGUAUUUACGUGACCCUCACUUCCUGGAGAGGACCAUGAAGCUCCCCGGUAGCCAGCCGCUUGAUGCUAUCGAGAGUGUUCGGCACGCAAUCAAUGAGCGGCCACUGAACUUCGCCGACUGCGUAACUUGGGGCCGUCUCCACUGGGAGGCGCAGUACUCGAACCAGAUCAAGCAGCUGCUGUACAACUUCCCGCCGGACCAGCUGACCACGAGCGGCGCCCCGUUCUGGUCGGGCCCCAAGCGGUGCCCCGCGCCGCUCGAGUUCGACCCCACCGACGAGCUGCACGUCGACUAUGUGGUGGCGGCCGCCAAUCUGAGGGCCACCGUGUAUGGGCUACCUAAUUGUGUCGACCGGGAAUAUAUCGCGCGAAUCGCCACUAGUGUGCAGGUGCCAGAGUUCAGUCCAAAAUCCGGUAUAAAGAUUGCGGUGACUGACGCCCAACUGCAGCAGAACAACGACGAGAUGGACCAGGACAGGGUGAAGAACAUCAUCGGCGAGCUGCCGCCGCCCGGGAAACUAGACAACCUCAAGAUCACGCCGCUCGACUUCGAGAAGGACGAUGAUACCAACUUCCAUAUGGACUUCAUAGUCGCCGCAUCCAAUCUCCGAGCGGCUAAUUACAAGAUACCUCCAGCAGACAGGCAUCGCUCCAAACUGAUCGCAGGGAAGAUCAUCCCAGCUAUCGCCACCACAACGUCAGUCGUGGCCGGCCUCGUCUGCCUAGAACUGUACAAACUCGCCCAAGGCUUCAACACAUUGGACAUUUUCAAGAAUGGCUUCGUAAACCUAGCAUUGCCCUUCUUCGGCUUCUCCGAGCCCGUCGCUGCUCCCACCAACACGUAUUACGACAAGAAAUGGACCCUAUGGGACAGAUUCGAAGUGAAAGGCGAAAUAACACUGCAACAGUUCCUAGAUUACUUCAAAAACGAGCACAAACUCGAGAUCACAAUGUUAUCGCAGGGUGUUUGCAUGUUGUACUCGUUCUUCAUGCCGAAAGCGAAGCGCCAGGAGAGACUGAACCUGCCCAUGUCCGAGGUGGUCACCAAGGUGUCUAAAAAGAAGCUGGAGCCGCACGUGAGAGCGCUGGUCUUCGAGUUGUGCUGCAACGACGACGACGGCAACGACGUGGAGGUGCCCUACGUGAAGUACACUCUGCCUUAAUAGAAGAACGUUACCACGAAUUCACGAGCCAAAAUUUCUUAUAGUAUUCAAUUCGGCGACGUGGCGACGUCCGGUCUGGUGCAUUUUACGCAUUUAAGGCAUAAUAGUUGCCAUUCCACGUAAUGGUCCUACACGAAUUACGCAAUAAAGGGUAUUUUUUAAUGAGAUUGUUGACGCGGAUAGGUGUAAAAUUGUUUUAUAUUGUCGCUCGUGACGUGAGUGGGCCAUCCGUCUGGACGCCAGUGUACAGUGAUAGUGUUGACUGUGUGACGUUUUGUUUUGUGCUUUAGAACACGCUUCUCCCUUCGAUAUUCAUAUAUAUUUAUGGUAGUAUAAUUUGCUCACCCCACACGACAUACGCGCUAGAUUAUAUUUUCGUGAACGUCUAAUUCAUUUUAUACCAAAUUAUCGGAUAUUUUUAUGUUCAAAUCAGAUGGGUCUGUAUAUGGAAAGAAAUAAAUAAAAUUUGAGCA
Messenger RNA from Achroia grisella, 3778 nucleotides. RefSeq names its product ubiquitin-like modifier-activating enzyme 1 (gene Uba1). Gene Ontology annotation, cellular component: cytoplasm; SUMO activating enzyme complex. Lineage: Eukaryota; Metazoa; Arthropoda; Insecta; Lepidoptera; Pyralidae. The record is from RefSeq and is a predicted model, not a curated record. Gene Ontology annotation, molecular function: SUMO activating enzyme activity. The transcript has 8 exons. Gene Ontology annotation, biological process: protein sumoylation. The coding region runs from base 171 to 3305 and encodes 1044 amino acids.